Linum trigynum is the source of this 2940-nucleotide messenger RNA. The record is from the annotation of a GenBank genome assembly. Lineage: Eukaryota; Viridiplantae; Streptophyta; Magnoliopsida; Malpighiales; Linaceae.
CUGACUAGACGAAUUCACAUUUCUUCGAGGAAACCGUCAAAGAAUCAGUCGCCAUCGCAACAUGGACGCCGUCGUCGACGAUGGAUCCCAGGCUCUCUUCCAGUUCCAAUCCCCUAAUACGCCGCCGCCGGCGGCCUCCUCCGCAAUAGCGACGACGACGCCCGCGAGGAGCAAUUCCCUCGGAAAGCCCAAAACCCAGGCAAGCAAGAGAAACCGCAAACCUCCCCCGCGGAUCCUCCCAAUCCUCUCCGUCGCCGCCAUUGCGGGGCAAGGUUUCAUCUCCGGCAACGGUACUCGGAUGCUCCCUUCUCAGAUCGUCGAUUUCCAACGCCAACUCGAUUCCCUAAAUCUCCCCGUCCAGAUCCCUUCAUCAAUUCCCCCUCAGAUGCCCUCAUCUUUCGGUGAGGAGUCGAUCUACGAUCGCCUUAUCGCCUUCGGCGCCGCCGGCGCCGAAUUCGAUUCCCGGUGGUUCCAGUACUUCCGAAUGAGCAAUCCUACCUUCCGCAAGCUCCUCGAGCUCCUCGCCCCUUCAAUUGCGUCCCGCCUCCCGCAGUCCAUCCUCCCCGACGUGGCCCUCGCCGCCGCGCUCUACCGCCUCGCCCACGGCGCGCCCUACGCCACCGUGGCCCGGUGGUUCGGGCUCGAUUCCCCUGAGGCCGCGCGCCUCGCGUUCUUCGUCGUCUGCCAGACCGUGUGCGAGAACAUGUCGAUGUUCGUCGAGUUCUGGAAGGAAGUGGAGCUGACCCAGAUGGGAUUCCGGUGGGUUUCCCUGCCGAAUUGCUGCGGCGUUCUAGGCUUUCAGCGAUUUGGGUUCGAGAACAAAGAAUUGGGCACCAGUGGGUCGUUUCUGGUUCAGGCAUUGGUCGAUACCGAUGGCAGGUUCUUGGAUAUCUCCACUGGCUGGCCUGGAACCAUGAGCCCUGAAUCGAUUCUCCGAGAAAGCAAGUUCUUUGCUUCUGUUCAGCAAUCAGAUGAGCUGCGGACAGUGCCGGCUUAUGAUCCUGGUAAUGGGGUAUUGUUCCGUCCUUACAUCAUUGGUGAUCCUUCUCUGCCAUUGUUGCCCUGGCUGUUAACACCGUUCAUCGCCAUUGACGAUGAAGUGACGAAUUUGGGGGAGAAAGAGUUCAAUGCACAGCACAGUAGAGGAAUGGCGCUGCACAGCACUGCGUUUGCUCGGCUCAGGGCCCGGUGGCAGCUGUUACGGAUGAAAUGGAGAGAUGACGAGGUCGAGUUUCUCCCCUUCGUGAUUGUGAUGGCUUGUGUUCUGCACAACUUUUUGAUCAAUGCCAAGGAGCCGUUCCCCGAGGAAUGCCAGGAGCUCGGCGCUUCGCAGCAGCGAGAGCAGUUCCCAGUUUACAAAGGAGUCGUGGAUGAGAGGGCAAGGUGGAUCAGAGACAAGCUUGCACAUCAUUUAGGCAGGGCAUGCUUUGGAAGAAUGCAAGUUGCAAGCUUUGAGAGAUGAAGAGGUGUUUGGAGCUAAGGAGAGGGGGUUGGGCUUGCUUUUAAAUACAAAGAUUGGAUUUUGAGGCUCUUAAAUAAAGGAGGGUCCUACAAAAUAAACAGAGGGAGGGAUGGAAGGGAUUCUCUGUUUCCUCUUCCUCCAAAAAAUUUGUAUAUCUUGUAGGGUUUCCAUGAAUCCCCACUUUGGUUUGUUCUUCCAUUAUGUCUUAUUUGGGGAACAAUCACAGCUUGGCAAACCAUGAAUCUUUUGUUCAAGGGAGUUGAGUUAUUACUUAUUAAUCAUUGAGCCAAAAAGGCUCAAAAGAGUACACAGUGCCAUAUGGUCAUUGUUAUGUCGUACAUAAGAUUUCGUAUUCUAAUUUUCAUAGUGCAUAAACAAUAUAUCUAGUACGGAUCAGAAAAAUUAUAUUCGAUUACGAGUUUUAACACCUUAGAUGUGAUCCGAAAACACUAACCAUGCAAUUUAUGAGUCCCUAACAAUACUAAUCGAGCAGUGUAAUAAGUAAGUUGAUAUUUUUACUUUUAACUCUGAAGUAUAUAGAUGUCAACUCCAGCGACCCUUUUGGUGGUCUCUUUUCCUAUUAAAAGAAGUGAUAUCUCCAAAACUAAGCUCUUCACUUGUCGCCAAGCCCUAUUUUGGGUUGUUAUGUUGGAUCAAUGUCUGACCUUGACAAAGCAGCAAAGCCUUAAUCUAUGGGUUUACUAUGCAAGCUAGUCGUAUAAUCACGUAAUUAAUUACUACCAUAAGGCUAAAAGGUAAUUAGGUAGGUGAAGCUAAAGAACCUAAAUGGUGCCACGAGGCCACAAGCUAUAGCUAUUUUGUUCUUACUUGUACACGUUAUAUAGUUGUUGGUGUAAAGAGGAAUUAUGUAGGCUAACUCUAGUCGAUUAGAUUAAGAAUGGGUGUAUUAUCAUACUGUAUUAAUGUAGUUAUAGGCAGCUAACUACGAAUUAUCUUUUGGUGAACGAGUCUUGUUCAUAUCAAAUAAGGAUACCAUGUAAAUCGUCUGGUUUGUCAUAUUAUUUUCUACGGUCUUGGAUAUAACUAAUUGGAGGUUCAAACUCUGUGGUCAUUUAUAGAUAAUUAAUUGUAAAUACUUGUACAUGAAUGUUCAAACUCGUGAGCGUAAUUGUAUGAAUCUGACAGCAACGUAAGUAAUUUUAAGAUAUUUGUAUGCACGGAAUAUUAAAAAUAUACUCUAGACAAAUCGUCUCUUCUCCUUUAUUCUUAUUAGUUAUUGUCAAAUUUAUAAGAAGAUUGUAACUUGUUCUCCUUAUGUUCAUCAUUUAGCGCAGGUUGUAACAUAUUAGAUAGUCCAUGUAAACUACCGAUUGGUAUCAUUAUCCAUACAAAUUUAUUAUUUUUGUAUCACUUAGAUUCAAGACUGAGUCAUAUUUUCAUUAGAACUUGAAACUUGAUAGGGUGAUUUAAUGUUAUAAUGAUGUUAAUUCGUCAUUUAGUAAAUAUAAAUGUUAAAU